CGUCGACUCAUAACCUUCGAGAGAAAUGGAAGUUAGCGCACAAAUUAGCUGACGAAUUCUGGGCAAGAUGGUUGAAAGAGUACCUGCCAAGCUUACAGGAGAGGCAGAAAUGGCUGUUUCCCAGACGAAAUUUAACCAAAGGAGAUGUUGUCUUGAUGGUGAAGGAGGAUUGUCCACGAGGUGAAUGGCCUCUAGCAGUAGUUGAAGAAUCGUAUCCAGAUAAGAAUGGACAUGUUAGACAAGUGUUGAUUCGUGCAGCCAAUCAGACUCAAUAUCGACGUGAUGUUAGGAAAUUGUGUCUCCUGGAGAAAUCCGACUCGGAGUAA
Molecule: messenger RNA, 326 nt
Organism: Paramuricea clavata
Lineage: Eukaryota; Metazoa; Cnidaria; Anthozoa; Malacalcyonacea; Plexauridae
Source: the annotation of a GenBank genome assembly